AUGGCGACCAGGAAGCGAAUAAGAGCUAUUAAUCGAGAUGAGGAUGACAGUCAGAUACCUUCCAAACGUAGUAGAGAUACUAGACGGAAGGAACCUCAAAGUGUCCAAGAUACAACUGGCAAGUCUGAGGAAUUGAAUGAUCACGAAGAUGACGAUCAGUCUAUCAUGGAAAAUGGCUCGGAAACCGAGGAUCAACACGACGAAGAAGAACAAGAUGAAUACACUAUCAGAGCUGCCAAAUUCGCAGAUACAAUCAACAAGCUUCUUCAGGAAGACACGGCGGAAGGACCUACUCCUAUACUGGCCAAGAGCAAACGAAUUGAAAAGCAGCUCGAUCGGGAAAAGAGAUUAGAGUCUGAACGCAGAAAAGUUGCUCAUGAGAAACAAGAAAAGAGCAAGGAAGAUACUGUACGAGUUGUCACUGUCGUUACGAACGACUAUGAAAAGAGGUUGAGGAAGAUUGCUACUGGUGGUGUCGUAAAACUGUUCAAUGCUAUACGUGGUGCACAAAAGAGAGUAGAGAAAGUUAAGGCCAAGCCAGAGGGCAAACGAGCUAAUGUUGCAUCAAUCUCGAAAGAAACAUUCUUGUCUGCCUUAGCUACUCCAGAAGCUCCGAAAGCUAAAACUUUAGCUGCUGCAGUAUCGUCUGCGCCCAAUGUCUCCUGGCUGGCAUCAGACGGCAUGAACGAAGACCACUGGGACUUGGAGGCAUGA
Synchytrium microbalum is the source of this 714-nucleotide messenger RNA. RefSeq lists its product as uncharacterized. The record is from RefSeq and is a predicted model, not a curated record. The coding region runs from base 1 to 714 and encodes 237 amino acids. Gene Ontology annotation, biological process: maturation of LSU-rRNA; maturation of 5.8S rRNA. The transcript is spliced from 6 exons. Gene Ontology annotation, cellular component: preribosome, large subunit precursor. NCBI's taxonomy places the organism in Eukaryota, Fungi, Chytridiomycota, Chytridiomycetes, Synchytriales, Synchytriaceae.